AUGGCCAAGCGUCAACCUAGAGCCCAUCAAGGACGUACCGGAGCAACGGGCCACCACACUCGCGGCAGUCAUCAGGAGCAACCACGAGCCGGAAGAACUCCUCAGGUUCUCGUCAUUACACCAAUUGCUGAGAGUGACUUCCUGGUGCUUGCGUUGGCGUCACCGCAGUCGCUCAGUCAGAUCUGUGGACAAUCAGCUCUUCUCCCAGCCGAACUCGAUGCAGCACUCCUUCAAUGGAUUCGCAGGAGGUCAGAUGACCUUGGGAAUGCUUCGCCUCCGGUUCUGGAUUCCACAAGGCCGAGCGGUGGUCAAGCGAUGGCUGCAUCAGUGCGUGACAUGCACUCGGUGGAGGGCUGCCACUCCACAACCGAAAAUGGGAAAUCUUCCUCCAGGAAGACUCCAAGGCCGUUCACCUUGAGGCUGUUUCAGCAUACACCACCGACGCCUUUCUGGCUGCUUUCCGUCGAUUCACAUCUCGCCGAGGACUUUGCACGGACAUCCACCCCGACUGUGUUUUCGGGCGCCGACCGGCAACUUCGAGAGAUGCUCCGAGCCUCCUCGUCAGAAGAACGAAAGAUCGCACACGUCGCUACAUCAGAAGGGAUCCAUUGGCAUUUUAACCCCCCUUCGGCACCACAUUUUGGUGGACUCUGGAAGGCGGCCGUAAAAUCUGCUAAGUAUCACCUGCGCCGAACCAUCGGCGAAACCAGGCUCACCUUCGAAGAAAUGAGCACCCUGCUUGCACAAGUGGAGGCAUGCCUGAACUCCCGGCCCAUGCAUGCCCUCUCAGACGACUCCGACGACCUCACGGCUCUGACACCAGGUCACCUGCUCAUCGGGGCACCACUGCUAGCCAUUCCCGAGCCUUCCUUGUCGGACAAGAAGGAAAGCUUGCUUUCCAGACACUAA
Molecule: messenger RNA, 909 nt
Organism: Acromyrmex echinatior (Panamanian leafcutter ant)
Lineage: Eukaryota; Metazoa; Arthropoda; Insecta; Hymenoptera; Formicidae
Source: RefSeq, a predicted model, not a curated record